Molecule: messenger RNA, 1549 nt
Organism: Gopherus flavomarginatus (Mexican gopher tortoise)
Lineage: Eukaryota; Metazoa; Chordata; Testudines; Testudinidae
Gene: NT5C3B
Product: 5'-nucleotidase, cytosolic IIIB
Exons: 8
Coding region: 405-1157 (250 amino acids)
Cellular component (GO): cytoplasm
Molecular function (GO): magnesium ion binding; 5'-nucleotidase activity
Source: RefSeq, a predicted model, not a curated record
AGCUGUGCGGUCAGGAGUUUGCAGCCCAUUCCUGUGGGAUAUUUCAGCACUGCCGUGGCAGUGGGGGGGGGAUAACAACACCCCCAGUUUGUGCGGAACCCAUCAGCUAUUUACGGCACUUGUGUACCUCCAUUUCCAUAGUAUGCGAGUGCCUUGCAACAAGGCCAUUAUCUUGACAGUGCCCGUGUGAGGUCGGGAGAUGCUCUUACCUCCACUGAACGUAUGUGGGACACAGAGACCGAGUGACUUGUCUGGGGAGGAGCAGGGACUGGAACCUGGUUCUCCUGAGUCCAGGCCGGCACCCUGACCACAGCCCCUCCUUUUGUGUUCAGCUGCUUGGGGCUCUCUAUGUAUGAGCCAGUCUGCACUGCGCCCUCUGCCAGGAGGUCAUUUCGGACUUCGACAUGACUCUCAGCAGGUUUGGAUUUAACGGACGACGAUGCCCCACUUCACACAAUAUCCUAGAUAACAGCCGAGUCAUUAGCGAAGAAGGCAGGAAGAAGUUAAAAGACCUACUGCACUAUUACUAUCCCAUUGAAAUUGACCCCAACCAGACCAUGGAAGAAAAACGUCCCCUCAUGGUGGAAUGGUGGACCAAAGCCCACAACCUUCUGUUGGAACAGAAGAUUUUGAAAAGUGACAUAGCCAAGAUCGUCAGAGAAUCCGAGGUGAUGCUCAGGGAUGGAGCUAACACCUUCUUUGACCAACUCCACCAGCACAACAUCCCCCUGUUCAUCUUCUCGGCCGGCGUGGGCGACGUCCUGGAGGAGGUCCUCCGGCAGGCCGAGGUGUUCCACCCGAACAUCAACGUGGUGGCCAACUACAUGGACUUUGAUGACAAGGGCGUCCUGAGACGAUUUAAAGAGCCGCUGAUCCACACCUACAACAAGAACAACACGGUCCUGGAGAAGGCUGAGCACUUCCAGCUGCUGAGCAGCAGGACCAACAUCAUCCUGCUGGGGGACUCGCUGGGAGACCUGAGCAUGGCAGACGGGGUUCCCAACGUGGAGAACGUCCUCACAGUCGGAUUCCUGAACGACAAGGUGGAUGAGCGACGAGGAAAGUACCGGGACGCCUAUGACAUUGUGCUGGAGAAGGAUGAGACUCUGGACGUGGUCAACGGGAUCCUUUGUUACAUCCUUGGAGACCUGAACUGAGAGCCCAGGAUCCUGAUUUCGGCCUCUCAGGAUAGUGUCUUGGGACCGUGCUUCCCAUGGCAGUCAGGGCAAUCUGAAUCCACGAGGGAGUCCCCCCGCCAACCUCCCAGCUCCCUCCUGGGCUUUUAUAAAUACCCUUUUGUUUGUCAGUCCUGGGGUUGAGAGGUGAGCUGGAGAAACACUCUGCUUGCCCCAACUCAAACCCCAGCCCCCAAGCGGCUCUGCUCAAACCCCAGCCCCCAAACGGUGCUGCUCCCAGCUCGGGUCCCAACCCAUGGAAGUUCAAGACCCACUAACGCAAGGUCGUCGUUUGGCUGGCGGUGUGGCUGGUGACUGUCACAGCAGUGCAGAAUUAAAGCUCCCUUGCAGAGCUGGGGACCAACGUGUUUAAA